AUGCCUCCUUAUCUUUAUUAUCAGCAGCAGCCUGAAAUUAGAGAUCCGCUUUCUUCCUCUUAUACUUGUUCACAAUAUAUUUCUAUUGAGAACAUCCCUACUGCUGCCAAUUUCACUGUUACUCCAGUAAAGGUAGAUAUUGUUUCUGAUAAGCCUGCACCCAAGAAUAGGCCACAGGCCUUAGAUCUGCUGGAUGUUGAAACAGAAACAACAGAGACACUUACACAAUCUAGUAUAACAGAAUUACUUUCAUCAAAAUUCAGGGAAGUUAGUAAUAGAAUCAAGGAAUAUAGUGUUCCUCCAAAUUCACCUCAUUACAGAAAGAGAAUUGUUUCAAAGUGGGAGGCUUUAAAUUAUGAUGCCUGGGAAAAUGAAAUUUCUAUGGCUGAAAAUGAGGCGAAGUCCAAGAAAGAAGUUCGGAAAACCUGGCUGAGCCGUUAUUUUGUUAUGCUGAUGACUGGCAUUGCAACAGGCUUGGUGGCCUUAAUCAUUCAUUUGGCUGUGGAAUAUGGAGCUUAUUACAAAUUUAAACUGAUCAAAUAUUGUAUCCUUUCAUAA
Messenger RNA from Acanthosepion pharaonis, 558 nucleotides. The record is from the annotation of a GenBank genome assembly. NCBI's taxonomy places the organism in Eukaryota, Metazoa, Mollusca, Cephalopoda, Sepiida, Sepiidae.